Molecule: messenger RNA, 1311 nt
Organism: Rhinocladiella mackenziei CBS 650.93
Lineage: Eukaryota; Fungi; Ascomycota; Eurotiomycetes; Chaetothyriales; Herpotrichiellaceae
Exons: 1
Coding region: 1-1311 (436 amino acids)
Biological process (GO): maturation of 5.8S rRNA; maturation of LSU-rRNA
Cellular component (GO): preribosome, large subunit precursor; nucleolus
Molecular function (GO): rRNA primary transcript binding
Source: RefSeq, a predicted model, not a curated record
AUGCCCUCCAGAACCAUCAAACUCUCCGACAAAGCUGCACUGCCCUUCAAGACCUCUAAUAAGCAAAGGCGACAAGAACUACAUCUCAAACGAAAACGCGCAAGAGAUGCAUGGAAAAGAGCGGAGCGAUUCGGCCGCAAGAAGGAAGAGGCAAAGAAUCCCAAAUUAAGAGAACAACGGUUACGGCAAAAUAUCCCCGUGACUCUGGACCAAAAGCGAGUAUACGACCAAGUCGAGAACGAGCCAGAGGAUGGUGGCCUGGGAGUGGUCUACGACGUGGAGACAUUGAAGAGGAGAAAGUUAGCUGAAGAACAGGAACUCCCAGCGGACGGGCCGGGAGAUGCGGAAGGAGAAGGACUGGAAAAUGGAGAGGACGGGGAAGACGAUGACUCGAUGCUGGCGGAGAGCGACGAAGAAGACCUCGAGCCAGACAACCUGGAUGAAACUAUGCAGGACCCUCUCCCAUCUAAAUCUCAAAUUCACUCGCCCAGCACAAGAAUACAAGAUCGUGCAACCUCACCGACUCGCUCGACAACGUCAGCCAAUUUAUCUCUCGCGCCAGCUGCCCUGGCGGCAAAAUUCCCUACCCUCUUCCUGUCUGCCGAUGCUCCUCCAUCUCCACCUCCAAAGAUCCUCAUAACGACAUCUCUCAACUCGACUCUACACGACCAGGCGGCAAUCCUGACCUCUCUGUUCCCGAACUCCAAGUAUAUCCGCCGCUCGUCCCAUCGGUAUGGCUACAAGUUCUCCGUGCAGGAGAUCUCCUCCUUCGCACACCACCACGGCUACACGGCGGUGAUUGUGCUGGAAGAAGACCAGAAGAAACCAUGCGGCAUGACCAUUGUCCACCUGCCCGUCGGACCGACCUUCCACUUUUCCAUCUCAAACUGGUACACGGGGAAAGCGAUCCCUGGCCACGGUCGCGCGACAGGACAUAUUCCGGAACUGAUACUGAACAACUUCACCACGCCGCUGGGCCUGUUGACCGCACAUCUCUUCCGGUCCCUGUUCCCCGUCUCACCAGACCUGCAAGGGCGUCAGGUGCUGACCUUGCACAACCAGCGCGACUACAUCUUCCUCCGACGCCACCGGUAUAUCUUCCGCGACAGGCGUGAGACGGAGAAAUCAGUCGUCGGGCCUGAUGGGAAGGAAGUUAAAGGAGUCGAAGGCAUCAGGGCUGGGCUACAGGAACUAGGCCCGCGUAUGACCUUGAAGUUGAGACGGGUGGAUAAAGGUAUUCAACGGCGUAGCGGGCAGGAUUGGGAAUGGAAAGCAAAAAUGGAGAAGUCGAGGACAAAAUUCCAACUUUAA